CCCCUUCUCUUCGAUUUCACAGCCACUCCGAUUCAAAGUUUUUGGGAGAAAUCGUUGCUAGUAGUGCCUCCUGAGCGGAGCGGGGAUUGUUAUCUUCAGCGAGCGAUUCCUCUGCCGUAAGAAAAUUCGUGAAAGGUUCCCCUUUUUUCCUGCCGCUCGACCGUACAGACCCUCCGUUCCGAUGCAGGGGAAAAAUCUCUAGUGUUUGUCUGCUGUUGUCGACGUAGCUCUCUCUCUCUCUCUCCGUGCGUGCGCGAUUUGGUUCUGCAUAUGGAUGGGGUUUUUCUUCCCCCCUUCCUCGAUGCGUUACAGUUACAGGUACGUAGUAGUAGAAUCGGGCCGGCCUUGCCACUUAGCAGCAACUAGAUUUGAUGCUGCAUUGGCUCCUCGAUCUGUUCCUCACAGCGUGUGGUCAGCAGUUCACCACAACUUGUCUGCAUUUUGCCUCACACACUUGCUAAGUUGUUAUGCAUCAGGAUGGGAUGCUGCACUUGUCUGUCCAAAUGAUACAGGCAAUUGUAUGUGUUUGUAGAGAGCUCUCAUCUGGCUUUUUUCUUUUCUUCCUAAGGGUCCAUUCUGUCUAAUAUGCAUUGAAUGUUCUUUUGAUUUUAUUGGAUGCAUUCUGGUCCCUAUAUAAGCGUUGAACGAGGUUCUGCUGUUCAUGUUGACACAUUGGCACUCUUUUGAUCAGACAAUAGCAUUAACAGGUGGAGACUGUUUAAUAUCGGCCGGGGUCCUGUUGUUUUAGUUCAUGAGAGCUCUUGCGUUUGGUAUUGUUGACUUAUAUCUCUGCCCGCGACUCUGUUUUGCAUAUGGGCUGUUUUGUUGUUUGUUCGAUCAAAGGAGAAAAAAAAAACGUUCCUUGAUGCGUUCCAGACACUAGAAUAGGAUCCACCAUACCAUAUAACAGACCAGACGCCAUCUUGCAUUGGCUGGUGAACUCCUCGAUCUGUUGUUAGUCCUUGUCUUCAUUUUCUCACAUUGUUCCUGUAUCUGAUCCGCCAUUGCUUCUAGUAGUUUGUCCAAAAUACAGGUCUUUAUAGCAGAGAUAGCACCACAAGCUAAACACCUUCUUUGUUGGGAGCUCUCAUCUGAAUCUUUUUUACAGCCCAUUUGCUCUAAUAUAUGUUCUUUUGAUUUCUUUUAUGCAUUCUGGACCCUAGAGUUGAAUGAGACUGCUGAUUUCGCGUUCUGAAUUACUACUGUCGCAUGAUCUCUUGUUUCAUAUGAUGUUCAUGUUGACGCAUUGACACUCUUGUAGUCAACCAUAGCAUUACCAGGUUGACACUCUUUAAUGCCGGGAUUGUGUUGUUUUAGUUUAUGUUACCGUGAUCCACCUAUAUAUAUGGUAAAAUGAAGAAAACUCUUACUUGUCCGGAGCUUCAGCUCAUGCAUCUGCAUGGUUCAUUUGGACUGCAAACACCGUUGUUUAUCCAUUUGGUGAAAGCAUCAUCAAAUGGCACUGCAGUAGUGCUUGUUUAGUUAAUCUUACUCUAGGCAUGAUAAUGGUCAAUCCUGGUCAAUCUGCUCACCUUUUUAGAAUUAGCUACUUGAUCACUUUAGUUUACUCCAUCAUGAUUUGUAAAUACUAUGCAUGUCGUGUCAUACUGCCCAGCGAACUAUCCUUCCCACAAUCCCACUAUCUGAAACUACAAAUCAAACUGUUUCUAACUGCACUGAUGUAUAUUCUCCAGGCAUUAAUUUCUUCUUGUGACAGUGGUCGAGGGAGUUUGUUCAAUAAAAAAAACCUUUUCUUUUCUUCCCUUUUGAUGCAUUCUAAACUCUAGAGUCAAAUGUAGUUGUACUGAUUUCAUGGCGGAGAUUUCAAUUGUGAUAUCUUGUGGUUGUUGUGGACUUGUGGCAUAACAAAAUUAUGAUUCUCUCACAUCAAUUUAUUCUCUAUAAUUGCUUUUCUGGUGGUUUGCUUUCAAUAUUAAUCCAGUUGUGCUAACUCAUGUCACAGGACUGGACCAGUGAUAGUGAUGGCAGUGAUAAGUUUGAGUGGGACAGUGAUGGUGAGGCUGAGGCCUCAUCUGCUCCGGCUAUGAGGAACUUCGAUGCUCCUGGCCCAUCCACACUCAGUUCCAAUGGGUGGAUCAACGGGGAACCGCCGCCUACUUCUUUGAUCGAGGGAUAUGUGGCAAUGGGCUUCCCAAAGGAGAUGGUCGUGAGGAGUAGCAAGGAGAUUGGACAUGGUGAUGCAGAUGCGCUGCUCGAGCUACUCCUCACGUAUAAGGCACUAGGUGAUGAUGAUGAUGCACUGGGCAAUCACUCUACUUCUGGCUGCAACCUCCCUAUUGUUGAAGAUGAUGAUGAUCUUGAUUUUGAGAACUGGGAUGGCGAUGAUGAUACUGGUGGUAGAGAGUCAAGCUCUGAUGAUUCUGGUUAUGAGGAGUUUCUACGAGAGAUGUCAGACAAGGACGAGAAGAUCAACUCAUUGCGAGACAUGGGCUUUUCUGAAGAUGAAGCAAACAUGGCCAUUACGAUAUGCGGUGUGGAUGCUGAUCUCUCUGUAUUGGUCGACUCGAUUAGUGCAUCACAGGUUACAGAAGUUUGUCACUCUAGAAACUUAUCUGACCAUCAGGUUACAGCUAGAUGCUUCGAUUCCUUUGGAGGGAAAAAGAGGGCAAGAUUGAUUGAAGAGAGCAAGAAAAAGAGGAAGCGAUAUGGAGGUGGAGCACAAGGCAAACGACCUUCCUCGGAUGGCAGCGAUGAGGAAUCAAUGCCUCUCCCAAAUCCGAUGGUUGGGUUUAACCUUCCUGGUUAUAGGGGACCAUCAAUGACCCGAGUGCUUCCUGAACUGGCUACCGGACCACCUUAUUUCUACUAUGAAAAUGUGGCCAGAGCUCCGAAAGGUGUAUGGGCAAAAAUUACAAGAUUUCUGUUUGACAUCCAGCCUGAGUUUGUGGAUUCUCUUCAUCUGUGUGCAGCUGCCAGGAAAAGGGGAUAUAUCCACAAUUUGCCAACCGAGAACAGAUCACCGCUUCUCCCUCUGCCUCCAAAGACAAUUUUUGAGGCAUUCCCUCAUGACAAGAAGUGGUGGCCAUCCUGGGACCAGAGAACGCACUUCAAUUGCUUGCAAACAUGUACGGCAAGUGCACCGGUGACAGAACGGAUCCAGCAGAAACUUUCAAGCUCAGGCAAUCCACCACCUCAAAGUGUACAGAAAUAUGUCAGGCAUCAGUGCUCAAAAUGGAACCUUGUUUGGGUUGGCAAAGACAAAGCUGCUCCAUUGGAACCUCAUGAGAUGGAGUAUCUUCUUGGUUUCCCAAAGGACCACACAAGAGGCUUCGGCAAGACACAGAGAUACAAGUCUCUCGGCAACUCAUUCCAAGUCGACACGGUCGCUUACCACUUGUCAGUGCUGAGGGACAUGUUUCCCAAUGGUAUUACUGUGCUGUCCUUGUUCACCGGUAUCGGAGGAGGAGAGGUUGCCUUGCACAAGCUUGGGAUCCACAUGAGGGCAGUAGUUUCUAUUGAGAUAUGCAAAGCUAAUAGGAAGAUUUUGAGGAGUUGGUGGGAUCAGACCCAGACAGGAACAUUGAUUGAGAUUGAUGAUGUGAAAUCCCUCAAGGAUGAUGAAAUUGCAUCAUAUGUUCAUAGAUUUGGCGGCUUCGACUUGGUGAUUGGGGGCAGCCCAUGUAACAAUCUUGCCGGAAGCAACCGACACCAUCGUGAUGGCUUGGAGGGCGAGCACUCAUCUUUGUUCUAUGACUACUUUAGGAUCUUGAAUUCCGUCAAGUCGGCUAUGGCGAACAUGUAGCCUAAUCGCUGUAGUACCUAUGCUAUCGUUUAAUGCUUAUAUCUAGGAACUGUAACCGAUCUGUGUUUAAACAUUGAGUUGAUGUGGAGGAUGUUUAUUGGGGAGAAAGAUCACAUUAACAUU
Molecule: messenger RNA, 3886 nt
Organism: Triticum aestivum (bread wheat)
Lineage: Eukaryota; Viridiplantae; Streptophyta; Magnoliopsida; Poales; Poaceae
Product: DNA (cytosine-5)-methyltransferase DRM2
Exons: 7
Coding region: 1955-3763 (602 amino acids)
Cellular component (GO): nucleus
Molecular function (GO): DNA (cytosine-5-)-methyltransferase activity
Source: RefSeq, a predicted model, not a curated record